AGGGGUCUCAUACAAUUAUCACUACAAUUCGUGGGAGCUCCAUGCGGUGGAAGUCGCCCCGACCUCUUAUCCCUAAAUCACAACCCGAAAAUAGACAACGACAGGCUCUCGGCGCAUCUAACGAAUGCCGCGCACAUGCUGGGCCUUGUGUCGGUGCUUGUUGCUGCCGUGACAUUUGCAUCAGCUUUCACCUUGCCCGGAGGUUACUACCAAACCGGCUCGGACAAGGCCGGCGCGCCAUUGCUUGCUGGGAGCUACGCCUUCGAUGCGUUCAUCCUCUCCGAUACGCUGGCGUUCAUCUGCUCGUGUAUGGCUACCUUCAGCCUCAUCUUCGUUGGGGUGCCUGCGAUGGACAUUUCUCUACGCUACUGGUACUUCCAGCUUUCCGCCCUCUUGCUGCGCAGCAGCGGAAGAAGCUUGGUGGUCGCCUUCGCGCUGGGGCUGUACCUGGUGCUGGCUCCGAUUGCUCGCGCGACUGCCACCGCGGUCUGUGUGAUUAUCUUUACGUGUUCACUCUAUGGGAAUUCGGAAGCCUGGCAGAUGCUUCGUGUUGCGGAUGCGGCCCGUGCGAGAUUGGGAACUCGGAUGCACGUCGCAUGGACUCUUGGGCUCACGUUCUAUAACGUCUUUGGCAUUGUGUUUCUAAACUUCUGGUCCUUCGUAAUAAUCUUCGGCCUCCCAGCAGCAAUUCGGAAGGUGGUGCAUGCAAAGUAGUAGUUCGGACAAGAUUCGUUUGAGUCAUGACAAGAUGAAGAAAAAAAGCAAGUGGAAAAUUAAACAUUUGCCUAUCUAUCUUAUUAUACACACACCAAGAAUGAUGUACCAAUACUACUAGAGGAUCCACUUCUA
This is a messenger RNA of Setaria italica (foxtail millet), 849 nucleotides long. RefSeq names its product protein ACCELERATED CELL DEATH 6-like. The transcript has a single exon. Lineage: Eukaryota; Viridiplantae; Streptophyta; Magnoliopsida; Poales; Poaceae. The record is from RefSeq and is a predicted model, not a curated record. The coding region runs from base 136 to 714 and encodes 192 amino acids.